Molecule: messenger RNA, 784 nt
Organism: Fonticula alba
Lineage: Eukaryota; Rotosphaerida; Fonticulaceae
Product: 50S ribosomal protein L6e
Exons: 5
Coding region: 101-661 (186 amino acids)
Biological process (GO): ribosomal large subunit assembly; cytoplasmic translation
Cellular component (GO): ribosome; cytosolic large ribosomal subunit
Molecular function (GO): RNA binding; structural constituent of ribosome
Source: RefSeq, a predicted model, not a curated record
GUUAGAAGUGGGCCCCUGGUGGAGGCUGCCUCCUCAGAGCAGAGGCCUCUACUCAUCUGGUCUGUUUGGUAUAUUCACCCGUCAAAUCAGAAAGGAGAAAAUGACUAUCCCCACUGUCACCUCCAUGGCUCAGUUCCCGGUCGCUCGCAGCCUCGCCGCUGACUGCCGCAAGUCCAAGACCCUCGCCAAGAACCACAAGAAGAACAAGCCCGCCAAGGUCCGCGCUUCCAUCGUUCCUGGUGCCGUCCUGAUCCUCCUUGCCGGCCGCUUCAAGGGUACCCGCGUUGUCUGCCUCAAGCAGCUCAACUCCGGCCUCCUGGUCGUCUCUGGCCCCUUCAAGGUCAACGGUGUCCCCCUCCGCCGUGUGAACCCCGCCUACGUCAUCGCCACCUCCACCAAGGUCGAUAUCUCUGGCGUCAACACCGAGAAGUUCACCGACGAGUACUUCAAGCGCCCCGCUGACACCAAGACCCGUGGUGCCGAGGACUUCUUUGCUCAGCACAAGGAGACCACCCAGAUCGACGCUGGCCGCAUUGCCGACCAGAAGGAGACUGACAAGGCCCUCCUCGCCGCCAUCAACAAGACCCCCCUCCUCAAGGGUUACCUUGGUGCCAAGUUCACCCUGAGCAAGGGCCAGUUCCCCCACGCCAUGAAGUUCUAAGAGAGAGUGUGCCUCGAAAGGUGUCUCCCCCGCGCCCCCUCUCUUGUCUCCCUUUCAGCUAAGAAACCACACCCCCACAAUGUGCUUCUCCCUACACAAAACACACUCCCUUCUCAGCGUGUA